AUGACGAUGAGCGCACCGAGUCCCGGGCAGCGACUGCAGAAACAGCGGGAGAUGCCGCCUCGAGGCCUUCAGUCAAGGCCAUCACCUUCAGACCCACCGCCAACAACUCCCGCCCAGCUCGGCGGCAGCGGCGGCGGCGCGCGCGCUCCCGGACGUCCUCACGCGCGCGCGCCCCGGCCCCGCGCGACGCGCCGAGGGACUGGCAGCGGCGACGGGGCGGGGCAGAGGCCGUCUGGGGGUGUUGGCUGUGAAGAGGCGGUUGUGGCCGAGAAGCGCCCGGAGGCGUCUGCGUUAAACAAUAAGCGAAUUUCAGAAGCCUGGGAAGUCCAAGAUCAAGGUGUCAGCAGAUUUGGUGUCUGGUUUAUUCCUAGAGAUGUACAGCAAAGGGAAGUCUACCCAACAUUCUGCAAAAACCAGCUCCCCAGCAGCCUGCGCUCUCUUGGCUGUGACAGUCAGAGCCCUGGUUUGGGUGUAAGUGAUAGCACCUGGUGCUGGUGCGUGGUGAGCACCCUAAAAUGCAUCUUUAUCAUGCCACUUUUCUACUCCAAAACAUUCAGUGACUUCCUAUUGCCUUUUUGUUAUUUUAAACAAAGUUUAAAGAAAAUAGUACAUUUAUCUAUCACUGAAUCUUAUUUAUUGAUGAAUAUUAUUUCUCUCCUAGGUCUUACUAAAGACAUGUGGUAUCCUUUUAAUAUUAUUAUUAACCUGAACAACUUUACAGGAAAGAAGGUAGUAAACAGUAAACUAUAUUUAUGUCACUCCAAACCUUUGAACUAUGAAAUCACUAAAUGUUAGCACUGAGAAUGGCCUUGAAAUCAGUUGAGAUCAACUCCUUCAUUUCAUAGGUGAGGAAACUGAGAACAAGCAGAUAAAUUGCUCAGAUAUGGAUACCCAGCCAAGGGAAGGCCCUGUCACAACUAGAACUCAGCUCUUCUAUUUUCUCUUUCUUUCCACUACACUACAUUAUACGUAUAUUUACAUAUAUACAUUAUACAUAUAUUUCUACAUGGUUUAAUCAGUAUACAUGCUAUUUUGUGUCUCUUCUAUUUAUAUUACUCCAGGUACACAUUUCCACGUAUUGACAUUAAGCUAGGUUCUUGUCAUUUUUGGUAGCUACAUGGCAUUCCAUCAUAUCCGUAUAGGCUAUGGUCCUUUAUAAACCAUCAUUUUGAGUUGCAUAAGAAAGAAAACUAGCCUACACUAAUACUUUGUGUUAACUGUUUUCAAUAAUAAAAUAAUAUCUGCUGCUGCUUUGUAAAUUAAGUUUGAAAAAAUCAUAUAUUCUUAAUCUGGUUUACUCAUAUUUUCUUUUCUAAAACCGGGCCUGCUCAUUUUGUGUGUUUUCUAAGUGCCAUUUGUAUUUAAGUUUUUUAAAGUAUGCAAAUAGGUCAAGGUAUAAAUAAUAUGAAGUAUGAAAUUAUUUUGCAUUGAAAACUGCGAAACCCACUUACUACUGAUUCAAAAUAUGUACAUAUUUAUGUUCCUGAUCAUUCUUUGUAAUUCAUCUCUUUGAUCAUGGCUAUUCUGCAUUUGAAUAUAUAAAAAGGGCUUUGAAACGUAUUAUUCUUUUCCGCCUUCCAUCUGAAAAACAGAGGGAAAGAGUCUUAAACAAAGGUGAAUACCUCCAAAGUUCAUUCAAUACUUCUCAAAAUGUCUCAAGAUUUAUGUCUUUGGGAAAAUUAAGCCGUAAUCUAAUGAUCAUUUUGUGGUGUUUCUUAUUUUUCUUGAAAUUCAUUACUAUAAGAAAAAGCAGAUUUAAAAAAUUUUUUCUAGUUCAUAUUUGAAUUAGGUAUUGAAUGGACUGCUUUGCAUCCAGAGAAAACUUUAAAGAGCAACACACUCAUAAAUUGAGCUUUUUAAUCAUUGUUAUUUUUGUAGUUCCUUCAUUUCAACGUUUGAAAAUCACUAACCAUGGAUGCUGUGUAGAACUAGGAGUAGGUAAGAACUGAAGAGUAGAAGAAACUUCUCAUGGGUAGCAUUUCUUGCCCAAAUUGUUAAUAAUAACUAUCAUUCAUUGAGCCCUUACUCUAAAUGGCAUUGUGCUAAGCAUUAUUACUACAUUAUAUCAUCUAAUUCUUAUGACAGUUUGGUGUUAUUACCCCCAUUUUACAUAUUGGUAAACAGAGGUUUGGAGAAGUUAGGUAACUUGCCCAAGGUCACACAGCUAGCAGAAUCAGAAUAUAGAGCUUUAAUACCAAAGCUUAUGCUUUUCAUACACCACACUGCCUCUGUUUGGCAAAUCACUGAAGGAAAGGACAGUAGUUUACCUUUGGAAGGGUCUCAUAGGGGAGAACUACGUAAAGGGUGAGGUGGUUCCUAUGAGAAGAAUAUAAGUCCUUUUAUUAAUUGAAAUGUAACAUCUAUUCUGGACGUAUAAUUUAGUAACUUAUCCCACAUUGAAAGAUAAAGGUUUUGAAUGAAUGCAAUGGGCUUAUUAAAGAAAAAGAAAUUACUGAUUAUUUACAUAGUUUUCAUGUUUUUUAAAAAGAAGCCUUCUAAAAUCAAGCAUGUCACAUAUUACACAUCCCUGUCCCAGAAAAAGAGAGAUGAAUUUGUUUAUGGUGAGCAGAGAAAUGAAACUGGUAUCACGAUAAUACAUUUCCUCAUCAAUGAUGACUCUUCAGCCUUUGGAUCAAUCUUCAUUCUUAAGAGGUUCCUGACUUGCUUAACUUGUGCAAUAGGGACUUUUUUUUAAAAAAAAAAAGAUAGAAAUUCAGAAGGCUGGCUUAAUUUGUGCUGAAAUUCUUUAAAAUUUGACCAGGUAAUAUGAUGUUUUUCAAUACGGCAUACAUGAUUUGGCUGCCCAAGAUAUAUCUAUUUUGAAAGUAGCUUUGUUGAGGGAAAGAGUAUUAACAAAGGAACCUAGAAAGGUAGAAAACAUGCUAUGGUAGCCAGCCUUCAGGAUAACCUAGAACAAUCCUCAUGUAUUGGUAUUCCCCUCGUACAUUGAAUCAGAGCUGAUUUGUGUGACUAAUAGAUUACUGUGGAAGUGACAGUGUAGGAUUUCUGAGGCUAGAUAAUAAAAGACAUUGUAACUUCUGCCUUGGCGCCUUAGAUCCCUUGCUCUAGGAAAAGCCACCUACCAUGGAUGCAAGGACCCCUGAAGACAGACCUAUGUGAAAAGAUUCUGAGGUCUCCUGCCAACAGCCAGCACCAACUUGCCAUCCAUGUGAGUGAGCCACCUUAGAAGCAGAUCUGGUAGCCUCAGAAACUGUAAGAGAUAAUAAAUAGUUGUUGCUUUAAACUGCUAAGUUUCAGAAUAAUAUGUUACACAGAAAUAGAUAUCUAAUAUAGAUGUUGCUACCUGGAAGUGAGAUUCAGCCAUAACAAAAUCCUAAGAUGCAUAAGUAACUUUGGAACUGGACAACAGACUUUGGGGAGAGUGUUAGUGAAAGCCUAAAGUACCUUGAAGAAACUGUUAAUAGAAGUAUCCCACUCUUUUAUAUGGCUACAGGUGAAGGCUUGCAGAAAAAUGAGGUAAUGUAAUUGGAAACUGGAGGAAAGGCAAUCCUUCUUAUAUAGUGGCAGAAAGUUCAGUAACACUGUUCCCUGCAGUAACCAAAAGGUAGAAAAUGUGUCUAAUGAAUUGGGUGAUCUAGCUAGGGAGAUUUCCAAGCAAAGGUUUCUUCUUGUUGCUUGUAGUAAAAUGUGAGAGGAGAGAGGUAAACUAAAGGAAGAACUGUUAACAGUUUAAACAAAAAGGAGACAGAAUUUGAUGGUUUUGAAAAUUCUCACCUUCUCUGAAUGGCAAACAAUGCUAAAAUUAAGAUGUAGCUUCUGAGCUACAAAUCCAGGGCACUGCUAGUAAAACAUGGUCCUAAGAUGAAGCCAAGGGAGUGAUUGUAAAAUCUUUUGUUACAGUCUCAAAGAUUUAAGGUUGUGCAUCAGAAUACUAUUUGGCCAGACAAAAAGUCCUCUAAAGAGAUUAAAGGUGUGUGUCACACAGUCUCUCAAUAAAAUGAUGAAGCACCUAGGAAGCUUAAGGACAUUGUCCAUCAGUUAUCUCACCAGAAGCCCAAGGUAGAGAAGAGCUUAUCUGAAAGAUAUUUGUAGGUGUGGCUUUCAUCUAAUGGAGUGGACCCCAAUAACAUUCAUGGAAGGCUCAUAACAUUUAAAAAAUAAAUAUGAAGAAACAUUGCCAUCUUGGACCAAAAGGGAUAGAGAUAGUACAAAACGAAAAGAGGUCUUUGGAUCCUCAAAGUUCCACUGGCAAGAAGUAGGCUGAGAAAAGUUCUCAGUGGUAAACAUGGACUAUCUUUCAUUAAAAAAAAAAAAAAAAAAAAAAAAGGGAGAGAGGGAGGAUGACUCAGGGGUCAGAUCCAAAACUCCAGAACAUGGAGCUGAGAGCCAGGGAGAAUUAUUCCCAGGAUUUGAGACUUAAUCAAGGAAUGUUCAACAUUUGUUCAGCUGGUUUUCAGAAUUAUAAUGGACCAGUGAUUCCUUUGUGCCCACCAUUUUCCCUCUUUUUGAACAGUUACCCUGUUACACCUGUCUCACCAUGGUGUGUUGGGUGUAUGGAGGGGCACAUAAGUUGUUGUUUUAGUUUCACAGGGGGAGAGGAACUGUACUCAAGGGGCUGUACUUAAGGAACUACACCCAAGGAGCCUCAGAUGUACCUGGACCUGAUUUAGAGGAUGAGAUGUUGGACUUUAAGCUAACGCUAUAAUGAGAUGAGACUUUUGGUGACUUCGGGAGGAAAGGAGUGUAUUUUGCAUGUGGGAGGGACAUGAAUCAUUGGAGACCAGAGGAUGGACUGUGGUAGCCAGCCUUCAAGAUAGCCCUUAAUUAUCCUUCCCUCCUUGUAUUCACACCCUUGUGUAGGCCCCUCCCACACUCUAUCACAGUUGGUCUGUGUGACCAAAAUGAUAUAGCAGAAAUGAUGGUAAGUUACUUCUGAGAAUAGGUUAUUAAAAAAACUGCACCUUCCAUUCUGGUAUCUCUGUCUUUCUCUAUCUCUAUCUCUUGGAUAACUCCCUAUUGGAGAAAAAAGCUGCCGUGUUGUAUGCAGCUCUAAGGAGAAGGCCACCUGGAAGAAUACUGAAGCCUCUGGCCAAUGGCCAGCUAGGAACUAUGUCCUGCCAACAACCAUGUGAGUGAACUUGGAAAUCAAGUCUUCAGCCCUACUCUAGCCUUGAGAUGACUGCAGCCCCAGCCAAUAUCUUGACUGCAACCUCAUGAGAGAGCCUGAGCCAGAACCACCUGGCUAAGUCGCUCUUGGAUUACUGAACCUCAGGAACUGUGUGAGAUAAUGAAAUGUUUGUUGUUUUAAGAUGUGAAGUUUCAAGGUAAUUUAUUAUGCAGCAAUAGAUAACAAAUACACCAGCCCAAGAGCCGGGACUUCACAGCAGAAGCUGAGACCGCAGAUGGAGGUCUGAUGCACUCUUGCAUGUUGCCCCAUCAUCAUGACACCUAGUACAGAACCUUGCUCAUAGUAAAUUUCAGUAGGUAUUAAGUGAAUGAAUGAGUGAAUGUCAAAGCCAGUGAUAGAAAUGGUAUAAAACUCUGUUACCUUCGUCUAUAUUACUAUUAAAUCCCUUAUAUACUCUUGGUAGAACCAAGAGAUUCUAGAAUAAUCUUCCUAUUUUCUUGGCUGGUCACAUCUUUUGAACUCCUCUGAACCUUUUCUUGGGGGAAGAGAACAAUAAAAUUGCAAACCGGUUUGUAUCUUGGCAGGAGUAAUUAUCCUGCAUGACCAAAGUCCUGCCUGGAACCUUUUAGCAGGAGGAGGAGGUUCAGCAAACUGCACUUGUCUCCUCUCUCAACUUUGGCUAUUCUGAGAAAAAUCAUCUGCUCAAUAAGAAAGGAAUGCUCAGCAUUUUGCAGAAGUGAUUUCCUCUACUUCCCUAUCUUCCUUGCUGAUACCUUGAUGGAGGGAAUAAAUGUGAAACAGAAAGAAAGGAUGUUCACAGAUAAGCUCCUCUUAAUUAGUUCAGGCCUCUUCACUUCCUGCCUGGAUUAUGACAAUGCCCCCAACAAGUCUCUUGGCAUCUUGUUUCUAAAAACAAAUCUUAGCUCAGCACUCUCAUGUUUAAAGUUUUCAGUGGUUAUUCAUCCUCUUCUGGACAAAAUCCAAACUCUUCAUGAUUUGGCCUUGAGGGUUACUUCUUCAGCCAAAUCUUUUCUUACCAACACCAGGCUUUCCAGUCCUCCCCCUAUUCCUUCUGUCCCUCUCCUUCCCCUCUCAUCUGCAUCUUCAAGCUCAACCCAACUCAUCCUUCAAGAUUUAGUUUCAAUUGCCCAUCCAGGAAGUUUCUCUUGAGCCCCUCACAAUAGAUUAGCAUACUUUACAGACCUCUUUGGCCUUGGGCAAGUUGCUCUCUAAAUCUCAGUAUCCCAAUCUAGAAAAUUGGGAUAAUAUAGUAUGUACUUACCUUAGAAGCUUGUGGCAAGGUUUAUAGAUAAUUAAUGCAAAAACUUAGCACAGGGCCUGACAUAUAUUAAGUAUUACAUAUUAGGUGAUAAAUCAUACCAAUUAUUUAAUCCCAUCUGUUUAUUAUGUUUGAGGAAACAGAGAUCCAGAGGAGUCAAAUGACUAUCUCAAGUAGGAUAAAGAUAGGGGGAGGGGAAUAUCUGAUUUGCUUAUGCAGGUUUACAAGCCAAAUUUCAAAGUGAGGAAAUUAGGGGGAACUGGCUUCAAACUUAAUAUUAAAAUAAAACAUUUAUUGAGAAGUAAAUGAGGUUGAGAGUAGAUGCUGUACUACUAAGAAAAAUGGCAAGUCAGGGCAACUGUCAAGACAAUUCAGGAUAUUUGAGGCUUAGAACUGUAAAGUGUUCUUAUUGUCUCAACUUGCUAAUUUACUUUAUCUGUUUAUUUCUAUUUUCAGCUAAGAGUGUCUGUGCAUUCACUAAAUAAAAUGGUUUGUAAUGCCUCA
This is a messenger RNA of Orcinus orca (killer whale), 6872 nucleotides long. RefSeq lists its product as uncharacterized. The coding region runs from base 1 to 795 and encodes 264 amino acids. Lineage: Eukaryota; Metazoa; Chordata; Mammalia; Artiodactyla; Delphinidae. The record is from RefSeq and is a predicted model, not a curated record. The transcript has 3 exons.